Molecule: messenger RNA, 2064 nt
Organism: Cuscuta europaea
Lineage: Eukaryota; Viridiplantae; Streptophyta; Magnoliopsida; Solanales; Convolvulaceae
Source: the annotation of a GenBank genome assembly
CUGCGCACAUAGUCUGAGAGACGAGCCGCCCUCCAUAACUCAUUAACCCCUGUUUCCAUCUUUGAAGUUUCCCCUUUUUCUCAACAGAGCCACAAGACUCUUUAUUCUUUAUGUGCUUCUUUUUGUUCUUAUACCUAUUUUCAUAUUGAUCAUCAGCAUCUAUGGUUACGUUUGAGCUGCUGUGGUGAGUCUUCUGCUUCUGGAUUAUGUUUGUUCUUCAGAUUCUUGUAUUUUUCACGAAUUUAUGAUUCACCUUUUUGCCUUUCUUUAGAAUGCUCUGUAACGUGUGUAUGCGUUAUUUGGUGAUGGAUGUGCUCACAGAUUGCUAAUCAGUUUUGCUCGUUGUCAGGAUAAGAAAUGUGCUGAUGUUCAGUUGUUUUUCUUCAUGGAAUAUAUAUGCAAAUAUUUGGUGUUACAAACUUGAAUCUGUGUUUUAGUUGGCUAGUGACAUUGGCUAUUGGUUUCCUGUUACUGGACACUUUUUAGGUUCUUUUUACUCGAUUAGCAAAUCAAGAACUAGGGGUGUUUGGAUUUGAUUUGCUUCUGCUCCUUCAGAGUAGAAACACAAGUUGAAGUGUUUGGGUAAAAGUUGAGAAGUGAUACUCGUGCUCUGAUUUUCUAAUUUAAGAAUCAGUUUUUUAAAAUCUGCUCCUCCGAGCAUAAGAUUCGGGCGAUUCCCCUUUUUGCUAAUAGCAGGAAUCUUGAAUUGAUCAACUGUGAUGAACUGACGCUUGAAGAAGUGAGAAGAUGGAUGCUUUGAGAGCCUCAUAUGGCGACGUUUCCUCUGAAUCCGACUCAGAUUCCGACCACUCUCUUCCACCACCCUCCACGUCCACUGAUAUGGCCGCCGAGACAAUCACGCCUCUGUCUCUGCCUCUGCCUCCUGCAGCUCUACUUGACUUGCCCUGUUCAUUGGGUUCGUUCGAUUGCUUGGAAACCAGUCAAGUUAGUCGAGUUAGAAGCUUUCCUCAUGUAGAUGGCAAUUAUGCUCUUCAUGUUUACAUUCCAGUUCAUAUACCAUCAGCACUAAGGAAGGAGUUAGCCCAGUUUUUGGAAAGAUUAGCUCUUGUACAUGAUCUCAAUGUUGUUGAUAUUGAUGUACCGUUGAGUAAUUUAGUAAGAGACGAUGGGGGUAAGCUUGAGCAAGUUGCCUUAGGUAGGGAAUUUCAUAUAAGUUUGGGAAGGACUGUUCCCAUUCGAGUGCACCAGAUUAACUCAGUAGUCUCAAUGCUUCGUCAGAGGCUACAAUUUCAGCGGAGGUAUUGGAUAAAUUUUAACAAAUGGGAGGUCUUUGUGAAUGACGAUGGCUCACGCACGUUUUUGUCAUUGGAAGUUGUCACAGGAGGCUUAAUUGAGAUAACAAAACAGGUUGAAGCUGUUAAUGAGGUUUAUAGGCUUCACGAUCUUCCAGAAUUUUACAAGGAUCCACGGCCACAUAUAUCAAUAGCUUGGGCAUUGGGUGACAUCAGUGAUACACUUAAAAGAGUGGUACAAGAACAGAUGAAAAGAUAUUUCGUGGGGAGCUCACCACAAAAGCCUAUUUUUACAAGCAAAUUUAGUGGCAUUUUGUGUAAAGUUGGUAGUAAAUGUCAUGAGAUCUGCAAAUUUCAAGGAAAAUAGAUGGGCUACAGUUGGUACUCUGAUUUUACUAAUGACAUGAUUAUUAUACAUGUUGUGCAUCGUUUCCGUUGGAUCAGGGGCCUCUCCUUCCGGCGAUCAAAUCCCCUUGGCUGUCUGAUCAGACAUCCAUCAGGUGCAGUUUUGCGGGUCUAUUUCAUUUCGAACUAUAUGCGAGCGCAUGAUCCCUCGAAGUAGUUGAACUUCUUUAGCAUUUAGAAUAAUUGAAUCAGCAACCCCAAUCCUGCUACUAAGCUCAGUUUGGGUUGAAGAUUCUAUAUCUAUGCAUACAUGUAUGAUACCAUGUAACAGCUUACCAAAACUAAUACGAUAGCAUUUUUAUUUAUUGGUGGAAGCACGUCUCAACAUUGUAUUCCACAAAUGUUUCUGUGAUGAUUUAACUAGUUAAUUAGGAAUGACCAGAUUAAUUUAGAGACAUUGCACUAA